This is a messenger RNA of Suillus fuscotomentosus, 771 nucleotides long. RefSeq lists its product as uncharacterized. The record is from RefSeq and is a predicted model, not a curated record. The transcript has 12 exons. NCBI's taxonomy places the organism in Eukaryota, Fungi, Basidiomycota, Agaricomycetes, Boletales, Suillaceae. The coding region runs from base 1 to 771 and encodes 256 amino acids.
AUGCCCGACCACCAGUAUACAUUGACCUAUGAUUACAUUAGUUCAUUUCACGAAGAGUGGACAUUUCUGCUUCAGUUGCGUUGGACUAAGGUCAAAGCUCUUUAUAUCAUUGCACGAUACGUCCCCUUUUCCCUCGUCACUGCAGACCUAUAUAUGAUCUUCGCCCCAAACAAGGAUGCUGAUGCUAAAUGCUGGAUGUUGAUGAAUAUUUACUCAUGUCUUGGGGUGGUAUCACUCACUUUCUCUGAAUCCAUGCUGUUCACCCUCUUUGCUAUCACUGUAUCAUUCAUCGGCUUUUGGUUUGCAACCUCUGAUGCUACAACUAGCACGAUCUCAGGAACUGUAGGCUGCUCCUGGAACAUGCACAUUAUUCAUUUCUCCAUGCCAUUUCUUCCCUCAUUUGUGUUUGCACUAGGAUUGUUCUUCCUCGCACUCAUAUGUGUCAUACAGAGCUGGCGGACAGCCAGGGGCCCUCUGGGCGCCAUCCUGGUGCAACACAAUAUGUUUUACUACACAUGCAGUUUGUCCAUGAACGACCUCACCCCAGUGCUGUUUUCCUAUGUUGUGAGUGAACCAUAUACCCUUCAACAUGAUUACACCAUCAAUGUUCUGCACGCCCAGACCGCAAACUUCCUCGAACAGUCUUUAUCCUUGCAAUACUCACCACAUGCAUGCACCUCCAUCUCUGGCAUGACUAACUGGCAUGUGAACGACCCCGAAGCCCUAUGUAUUUCCAUGUCCGACAUGUUACCUGCAGACCGUACGGUGUAA